AUGCCAUCAAAUUCUGUCGAAUAUGUUUAUCGUAAUUUAUUUUUGUGGUGCGUAUUGACACAUCGACUAGAAACGGCACGACUUUUUCUUGACUAUAUGGAAACACGUAUUUGCUCGGCGUUAAUUGCAUCAAAAAUUCUCCGAGCAUUGUCAAAAUAUGCUCCUGAUCGUGAUACACAUGACAUACUUAAAAAUGAAGCAUCUGAUUUUGAAACAUACGCUAUUGAAUGCAUACGAUGUUGUUAUCACUAUGAUCGGGAACAAGCAUGUGAACUCGUAAUACGUCGUAUCAAAUUAUAUGGCAAUGUAACAUGUUUACAAAUAGCCUUGGCUGCUGAUGCCAAAAAGUUUUUGCAUGAAGACGCUUGCUAUGCGCUAUUGACCAAUAUCUGGUUUGAUAAGGUCGAUCCUAUUCAAGAUCGAACCCAGUUAGCAGUGAAUUUGAUCACUUUCGGCAUAUCUCAAUUUGUCAAAUCCGUGUGCACCAGGUGUUCGAAUAAAGCGAAUUCCAAACAGGUCUCCUUUCAUAUGUCAUACUCAAGUCGAAUUUGCUUUUUCAUUCUUUACGAUUAGAUUAUUCAACGUCCUCCAUCAAAAAGACCGUAAGUUUUUGUGCGUCAAAUUUAUUAAACUUUGUCAGGUGAUUGUGAGUACGAACAUGUGUUUAAAGAUUAAAACAGUACGGCAUCGACUACACAGACGAUUAUGAUAUACAUGCAACGCCAUUGCAACAUUUCUUUCAUUUUCACGAUUCACCUAUUGUCAAGUAUUGCUAUAACUGUGUAUGUAUCGGUGAACAUGCCCCGUAAUGUUUAUUUAACAUAAUUGUUCUCAUGUUUUAUACAUACAGAUUGGCUACAUUAUCUUUCUGACCUUCUUCAGUUAUUUCAUGCUCUAUAAAUUCGAUCCAAUUACCACAGAUAACAUCCUGCCAAUACAUUGGACCGAACUAUUGACUAUCAUAAUUGUAACUAGUAUGCUCGUUGAAGAUAUGCGACAGGUAGUGGACAUAGGUUUUUCUUCAUUUACUUAUAUGUUCAUAUCAAAACUCGAUACAUAGUUUUUUUUACAAGACAAUCGGACGUUCAAGGGCAAAGUGUUCACAUACUUUGAUUUAACAAACAGAUUUUCCAACUUGACUCUUGUCGUGCCUGCUUAUGUACUCUUCUAUACCGGCGUUAUACUUCGCUUCGAGAUAAGAGAUGAAGUAAGCUUUGGCAUGGUCAGGUAUAGUAACUCCUUUCACAUUGUAUAGGUCUCUGAUUAUUGAGAGUUUUCUGUUCUGCCACUAGAAUUGUCAUGGCUUAUGAUCUUGAGCUCUGGUUUAUUCGUUCUCUUGUAUUUAUUGGUAUUAUCGAGAAUCUCGGCCCAAAACUUGUGAUGAUCAGAAAGAUGGUGAGUUUGUGAAGUCGUUUGUACAACAAUACUGUUUUUCUGUUCAUAUAAAUUUUUAUUUUUUGCCUAGUGUAGACAAAUGAUUUACUUUUCUUCAUUUUUCUCAUCGCUAUCGUCAUACUUGGCUACGGUAUUACAUCGCGUGCGAUGAUCUAUUACGGCACCUUUGACUUUGACGGUCGACAAUUCUUUCAGAAUGUUGUCUAUCCAGUCUACUACUUUAUCUUUGGUAGUUUUGACGACGAGAAAACUUCGUUAGAAAGUAAAUAGGGGAGUAAGCUUUUGAAUGAAAACAAGACAUUUUUUGCAUAAUUCAAGAAACGCCAAAUGCAAGCACAACAAUAGCCACCCAAAUUAUGUUUGCAUUCCAUAUGCUGUUUGUCAAUAUUCUACUCCUCAAUUUGCUCACUGCCAUGUUUACGUACGUAUAGUUCGAGAUUUCCAAUAUUUAAUUGAUAGUAACUUAUAGGUUUACAACAACAAUUGUUCAAGAGCAAGCCAGUUAUAUUUGGUCAUAUGAACGAUGUGCUCUCAUACGUGACUACUAUAAUCGACCACCAUUAUUUCCUCCAUUUAUCAUUUUAACUCAUAUUUUUCUACUUGCUCGAUGGAUAUGGUGCAUGUGUCUGAGGAACAAUAACAAAAACAAUCGACACCGCAAAUGCUUCAGUACAUGCCUCCUUCUUUGCUUAUUAUACUACGUAUAUAUGUGUUCUACUUAUCAGAGAUAAUUGGCAAAACGGAUAAUGUGGACGAUGCAUGGUCUCAAUUUGAAAGUUUUGCUACUAUCGAUUAUGUUCGCCGGUUGCAAAGCCAUAGACAAGCUGUCGCUUCGCCUACUAUGUCCGCACCUGAUACUCACGCGUAUGUCUACCUAAAACCUCUGUAUACUAUAUAUAUAUUUUCACAAAGAUCUGAUUUAUCGGCUCAAAUGAAGAUCCAAGAUCAUAGUACACUAAUGUCUACAUCCAACAUGCAUCGUAUACAGGAAGAAUUAGUAAGUGUGCGCGAUGAAACAAGCACAAAAUUAGGUUCGAUGGACACUACAAUCAACGAUUUACGUUGCCGAUUUGACAGCGUUGAUAGUGAAUUCAAAAUGAUGAUGGCACAGAUGAAAAGUGUGCGUAUAUGACAGCGAAUACAUAUGUUGUAGGUCGUGUGCAUGCAUCAUUUUUAGAUCAAUAAAUCCCUCGAUUGGAUUAUGAACGCAAUGUCUCGUGUCAAAAUGUCUAAAACGCCACCACCAUUGCAUGAGACACUUACAUCAAGUCAGUAUUCACCGAUAAGUAAAGCUUUGAAUUCACAUUUGCCUGCAUAGUGUCGACGUCUGCAUCAGAUGAGAAUCCUUUGAUUUCUUAUGAAAUAUCCGUACAAACGGGUGAUCGAAUGGGCGCUGGUACGCAUGGGCCAGUAUUUUUGACUAUGUACGGAGAUCAAGGAAUAUCAACUAAAAUUGAGCUUACAGAUGAAUCAUCUACAGAAUUUGAACGCGCGCAAGUAUAUAUUCUGCAUUUAUGAUCGGAAAUCAGUUUCUCUUGCACUUCGAUAUGCUUCAUAUUUAUUUUAGUUAACAAAAUUCCGUUGUAAAUUUCCCAGUAUUGGUCAGUUAGAGCAGAUCGAACUUAUACAUGGAUCCGUUGACCAGCGCUGGUAUUUACAGGAAAUAACUAUUGAUAAUACAGCAACAAAGGAGCGGUUAGUGUUAGGGAAUGUAGACUAUGGAUUUGAAGCAUAACUUUUUUCUUCUAUAGCUAUAAAUGUGUCUUCGCCAAUUGGUUUGACGAAAAUGAUUCCAAAAAAAUACCUGUAAAGAAAAUUACAAACACCAGUAAGAAACGCAUGUCGACUCAGACAACUUUGAGAGAACACACGUCGAUUGAUAUGGAAAUGUUAUCGUCGAAUAUUCAAGAUCAGUAGAUACUUUCUUACUGAAAUAAAUCCCCCUUCGUAUAAAAUAGAGCAAUGCAAAAAAGGACAAUUAUUGCUAUUGAUAUUUUUAUAUUUAUUUUUCUACACACAUGAUUAUAAUCCGACAUCUUCGUUAUAUCAAAGUUAUGAUUUCAUAAGCUGUGAGUGAAGAGGAUGGAUCUUGGUUUCUUGUUAUGUAUGUCAGCAUUCAUUAAACAAGUAGCGCUCAUUGGAUGCUGAUUCACUUAGCCCUAGAAUGAAUAAGUGUGACACAUGUUCGAUAUUUGUUCAAAUCAAGCAUUUUGAAUUGACAACAAAAGCGAUGUAGAUAAUUUUUUUCUCUACUUCGAAUGAAAAAGAGUAGUCGAUUAUUCUUAUAAAGAUAUAAUCUAUCUUUUGCCAAUAUACUCUCUCGAGAAAUAUAAAGUUUUUUUUCUUUUGUAAAAUUUUUUUCUUGACUAUCGGGUGGCCCAUAAAGAAUGAGGGUUGUAGUAUUUCAUGGAUAUCUCGGAAACUAUUCACAAUUUACCAAUAUUUUUUUCCCAAUUGAAAGAGAAUUUUCUUCUCUACAAAUUCAUAAGAACACAUAUUGUACUAUUAUACAAUUUUCUGGUGCGAAAGUAUGAAGAGUAAAGAGCUCCAAAAUCUAGUACUUUCAAAAUACAAAGCUGGACAAUCUUGUAUUAAGAUCCAUGAGGAUCUUCAUGGUUC
Molecule: messenger RNA, 4014 nt
Organism: Rotaria sp. Silwood1
Lineage: Eukaryota; Metazoa; Rotifera; Eurotatoria; Philodinida; Philodinidae
Source: the annotation of a GenBank genome assembly